Podarcis muralis (Common wall lizard) is the source of this 6782-nucleotide messenger RNA. It is a transcript of the gene BTBD8, whose product is annotated as BTB domain containing 8. NCBI's taxonomy places the organism in Eukaryota, Metazoa, Chordata, Lepidosauria, Squamata, Lacertidae. The record is from RefSeq and is a predicted model, not a curated record. Gene Ontology annotation, molecular function: protein binding.
GCGAGAGUUUCGAGACGCUCCCUUCGCCGAGCGCCGGUUGCGGCGUGAGAGAGACAAAGCGGAGCGCGAGCGGCCGAGGCGGCGCCGCAGCUCUCAGGGACCGUCGGCUAAUUCUGAGCCGGAAGUUGGGCUGCCUGGCCGGCUUCAUGGCGCGCUGGGGCGGCGGCGCCUCGUCCAAGGGCCCCGCGAGGGCCGCGGAAAGAGAAGGGAAAGGCGGCGGCGGCGGCGAGAAGGCCCCGUCCGAGAGGCGGAGGCUGAAGGAGGCGGUGGCUGAGCGGCUGAGGCAGGAUGUGGAGAGGCUUCUUAAAGAAGAAAUCCAAACUGAUGUCACUUUCCAUGUUGGCGGUGCUCUCUUCCGAGCUCACAAGGGAGUGCUACUAGCAAGAGUUCCCAGUUUUUUCUCCCAUGUUGCUGGAAGAGUGUUAAAUAGUCCAAACCACGGUGAAGUUUUGAAUCUGGAGAAUUUGGAACCCUCUGAAUUUAAAACAUUCCUGCAGGUCGUGUAUUCAUCCGGAAACGUCAAGGAGUCUGAGCAAGCGAUUCUCAAGAAAGAAAUAUCAAAGCCUAGCUCCACAAAGGAACAUGAAAGUGUGGACGUCAGCAAUCUGCAGAAUGGUGAAUUAUUCGCUGGACAGUGCCUAGAAAAUCAUGAAAGGACAUCUGGUUAUCAGUAUUCCUUAAGCGGAGCCCUAGAAACAGAAGCUGCUGCUUCCCCUUUUAUUGCAAAUGAAAUUCCUGGAGAAGAAGCUGCUGCUGCUGCUGUUGAUGCUGAAGGCAAUGCAGUUGUGUCAGAUGAUUCUAAAAUAGAAACAGCAUCUUGCUUAGGAAAAGACCUAUUGAUGCUCUGCAAGAAAUCUUGGUUUUCAGAUCUUACUAUAUGGAUUGACAGAAAACAAUUUCAAGUGCACAGGGCCAUUUUAUGUGCCAGAUCUUGUUACUUUGCUGCUAUGCUAAAUGGGAGCUGGGCCGAAAGCUCUCAAGAGCACAUCACUCUUCAAGGCUUAAACCAUGUAGAGAUGACUGUCAUUUUGCAUUUUAUCUAUGGAGGAGUUUUGGAUUUCCCAAACAAAGCAGAUGCUGGUUCCAUACUGAACAUUGCAGACAUGUAUGGGCUAGAGGGCCUAAGAGAAGUAGCUAUAUAUGUUCUGAAAAGAGACUACUGCAACUUUUUUCACAAGCCUGUGCCAGGGAAGCACCAGCCUGUUAUCGAAUGUCUAGCUAUUGCCCAUUCGACAGGAGUGGAAAGCCUUUAUGAUGCUUGCAUGAAGUGGAUGGUACAGCAUUUUGUAAGAUGUUGGUCAGAGAAGAGCUUUGCUAGUUUAUCCCCUGAGCUUCAGAAUAAUUGUCUUAGCAUGUUGAUAAACUCUUUGAGUCCACAGAAUGCUGCCCAUCUUUUGAUGGAAGCCAACCGGCUGAUCGGGAGUCUUCCCCGCGUGAAGUGGACUGAAACAGCUCUUCUCUUGGCAUCUAGACUGCAAGAAGAGUGUGUAGCAUUUAUGGUGGCACAUUUCCCCGACGUAAUACAAAGCGAGAGCUUUUUUGCCCUGCUACAGUCUCAGGCCAUGAGCAGUGAACCUGACCUCCUUGAUCAAGUGUUUGAAGCGGUCGAGAAGGGUGUUGGCACUGAAAACAGUUGCUCUCUUCUUACAGCCAUGGACACUUUGCUAAAUUCUGCAAAAGUGAAGGACAUGCUGCUGAUUUUCUUACUUGGAACGCAGGGGUUUACGUGCAGGAUCCAGGCUCUGCGUGAUAAGCUGUGGAUCUUCCUGGUUCAGUCGUUUUAUGCUGUUCGUCACACACAGAGCUGGAAGCUGCUGAAGGCAGACGAUCAACAGAACAUACAAGCAGCUGCUUUUGAUAAAGGCGAUGAUAGAAGACCUACCAAAAAGCCUGUAUUCACUAGUUCUCAGUUAAACAGAUGCACUACUGACAGUUCUGGUCUAAAGCAUCCUGCUUUGAAAGCAUACAGAAAGCAAAACAGUUGGGGUGGUUCCUGCACUAAUCAGGAUAAAAUGAAAUCUGAUGGAUUAGGAGCAUCUGGGCACACAUCGGCUACCAACAGGAACGGCACUAAUAAGGCUUUGAAACAUGACGAUUUAAAGGGGAAAGACAACAAAAAAGCUGUUUGCAAGAUGAUGAAAGAGUCCAAAAUGGGGGAGAAAACGCCUUCGCCCAAGGCUAGAGCUGUUAUAAAGCCCAAAACUGAAAAUAAUGGAAAUGCUAAGGCCGAAAGCUUGCUUACCAAACAGGAUUCCGAACGGUCUUUAUCUGCUAGCGGACACAAAAAUGUGGGAAGUGGCAAAGCCUCAAAAAAUCAAGAAGGUAAAACUGCAGGUGCUAGACCCAAAGUACUCCCUGGGAGCUCAAGUGUACAGAUUAAAGCAAAACCUUUGAAGAAGACCAGUGGAAAGGAAUCUCCCUCUCUUAUGGGCACAGAAACUCUAAGCAAGUCCACUAACUCCAGCACAGAUCUACGGAUGUCCAUUGAACAGCUCGAUGAACUGAAAGAGGAAAAAUUAACAGAUGAAGGCAAAAAGCACUCAGCUUUGAAAACAAAGCCUGCUUCGAAGAUGUCUAAUGGAGCUCCUGCUAAAAAACAUGUUAAUGAUCUUGAGGCUAAUGGUUCCAUGAACAGUGUAAAGAAAUGCACUGGAAAGGGCAACAACGAACCCCUACCGCAGGCAGUUUUGAAGAAAAGGGGAAAUGAUUCUGGCAACUCUACCAUGCAACCGAAGACAAAAAACGUAGUUAACACUGUGAAAAAUCAAGUAGGUCCACCAGGGGAGACCCCAAAUCUACUGAAGCCUGGACUCUCUCCUAAGCAAAAUGAAGAAAAAAACAUGACCCAAUAUCUAACUCAAUCAGAGAAGCAACCUUCAUCAAAGAAAAAGUCUAAAUCUCCGCAGGCAGCUUCAGUUAAAGCCACAGCAAAAAUAAUAAUAACAUCCAAAACCCAAAACCAUUCAAAGAAGAGUGAAAUCGUGAACAAUAAAGAUCAAAAACAGAAAAUAGUUACAGGGCAACCUGCUCCAAAGCUUCCUUCUUCAAGCCAGAAGCAUUCCAGAAGUGAAUCACCAGUUCAGAAGAAUUUACAUGCAGAAGGGCAAAAAAAUUCAACUUCGUUGGGAACUCAGUUGCAUAGCAGUAACAAAUCUAGCCCAGGGAAGAAGAACAACAGCAGAACAUCUUUGCUUGAGAUAGAUAAGAGACACAUACCUGAUUCAGAAAAAGUGACCCCUCUUGAAGAGAGAGACAUGAAAGGAAAUUUGGAACAUAAUUGUGUUGCAGAGCUGAAAACUGAAAAGAUAGCAAAACAGGUUCAUAAGAAUGAGGAUGAUAAAUCGCUUGUAAACAAAACAACUGUACAAGAAUUGCAGCAUGUCAGAGAAGAGAAGGGUGUGACUUGUGCAAAUGUUAGCCAGAAUCCUGCGAUUUUAGCUUCUAAAGAAUUGAAGUGCAAAAUACUUCCUGAUUCUGUUGCCUACCAGAAUCUCUUGGAACAUACAGGAGAGAACCUUUUAACACAAGUAACAUCGGUCGGUUGCAAAUCUAAUGAUACCUCAAAGGAUGUUAACUAUCUUGAAGAUCCAUUGCACAGCUUGUCUGAAACAGCCAAUGACAGCUCUAACUCUGAACAUGAGGGGAGGAAAUCUUCUAAGGUCUGUAUAAUGGGCUCUGAAAGCGCUGAUGAAUUCUCUGAUAAAUCUGCCUUGACUGAAUCCCAAUCGGCUACCGUGGAAUCAGAUGCUGCUUCAAAAUCUUUUGUAGAGCAUGUUGCAGAAAAAUGCUCAUCUAAAGACACCGAUACCACAGAGACCCCAGAGAGCCAUGAGAACUCAGAGGCCCCCUUUGCAGAUCAUUGGAAUCUGAGUUCCAGUGCACUUGAUCCAAAAGAAAGCCCUGAAUCGGACAGUGGCAGUGCAACGACAUCAUCCGACGAUAUAAAGCCAAGAUCGGAAGACUAUGAUGCAGGAGGAUCUCAGGAUGACGAAGGGUCAAAUGAAAGAGGGAUUUCAAAGUGCAGCACUAUGAUAUGCCAUGAUUUCCUUGGCAGAAGCAGCAGUGAUACAAGUACACCCGAAGAACUCAAAAUCUAUGACACAAGUCUGAGGAUAGAAGUGAAAAUGAAAAAGGAAAACUCUGAUCUCUUCCGUGUUAUUUCAACAAGUGAUGAUGAGAUCCCUAGAAAAAGGCCUGAAGCGUGGCUGCACCAAGGUGAUGAGAAAAGGGGUGGUUCCAGAGGGAAUAAUGCUAAUUUUGCCGCUGCACAGUUUCCUCAAGAAGCUGAUCAGGUCUCCUCUUCGGCUGAUGAAACAGAAGAUGAAAAGUCUGAAACUGAAAAUGUCGUAGAAAACCUGCCUCCACCAGAAAUCCCUGUUCAGCAGUUCCAUGGAAUUGUGAAUCUUGCAUUUGAAGAUGCAGCAGAAAAUGAUACUGAAAGUCAAGAAUUCCCUGCCACCAAAAACUUUAAGCGUUCAGUAUUGCUUUCAGUGGAUGAAUGUGAAGAAUUGGGAUCUGACGAUGGUGGAGAGGUCCACACUUCCCUCCAACGUUCUCUGGAUGCUGCAACGCCUUCUGAUGUGUUUGAUGGCACUUCCCAUGAGGGUCAUGGCAAGACAUUUUAUUCAAGAUACUCCUUGGAGAUUGAAGACGGAUUCCUGGAGUGUAAGGAGAAUGAUAAGGAAAGGUUAGAGAAAAGUGAGAAUGCUUCUGUAGACCCUUGUGGCAAUGAGCAAAAACCCAAGGAGAAGAGUACUCCAGUUAUGGAACAGAAGCCUGCUGAGAAAGAUUUGAUUGUGAGACAUAGUCCGUCUCCUGCAGAAGUUAAGGAAAAUGCCAAGAGUGAAGAGAACAAUGAAUUCCAGUGUAAUAAAGUCUCAGACAACGACACAAAAUCUCAAGGAAGACCAUGUCACCUGGAUCUUCAUCAAAGAGAUAAUGCUGAGUUACAAAAGAACAAUUCUGCAAAACCUGUAGACCCAAAUAGGAGUCAUAUACUGAUUCAGGAAGGCCACGUGAAAGAGAUUGAUUCAGCAUCUACUGAAUACGCUAACUCUGCUUUAUCCGCAGGAGACAUAGAUGAUUGUGACAGAUUGACACAAACCUGCAUGUAUGAGCAUCGGCCUCCAAAAACCCUUUCUCCAAUUUACGAGAUGGAUGUUGGAGAAGCUUUUGAGCAGAGGAUGGAGUCGGAACUGAACAUUCUAGAUGUGGAUUUUGAAGAUCAGCCGUUUGCAGAACAGGACUGGACUCUUCUCAGGCAACUGUUAUCUGACCAGGAGUCAAACUUAGACAUCAAAAACUCUGUUCCUGAAGACCUUAACUUAGCACAAUAUCUCAUCAACCAGACACUUUUUCUGGCACGAGACAGUUCACAACCUCAGGGUAAAGCACAGAUUGACACUUUCAGUAGGUGGACUGAACUGAUAUCUCCACUGGAUGAUUCUUCAGCAAGCAUCACAGUGGCAAGUUUUUCCUCUGAAGAUUGUUCUUCCCCUCAAGGGGAAUGGACAAUUCUUGAACUAGAAACCCAUCAUUGAAGUGAUCAAGUGUUUUGAGACAGGACUCCUCCCCUCUUCUUUUCCCUGUACCUCUGCAAGUAAAUAGGUGAUGCAAUAUUUCUAUACAAUAAUAAAUACUGCAUCCGUCAAGAAGAAUCAGUCCUUGAUAUUGAAAUGAUCCUUUCUUUAAGUGGUCCAUUUCUAAUUUAAGAUUUAAACACAGGUAAAAUAAACUUUUGAGAUUUAAGAUGGAUGUUUUCUAAAAACUAUUUUCAAGCAUGUCUUCUUUUCUUUCUCUUCCUAGACUUAGAUGCCCUGUAAGAAAAUGCUUUGACUUACUCUCUCCUUUUUUCAUUCAUCACUUACUCAUACAUUUCCUAAAUGCUCAAUGAAUUAAAAUAUGAAUGCAGAAUAAGUAUUGCUAUCCUUUUUUCUUCCAUUGCUCUCCAUACAUAGUGACUUGGUGACUUCUUCAAAGAUAAGCGAUUCACAGUGAUUACGUCAAAAGAUGUGUGCCAACAGUACUUUCAAUUCUAGAAAUGUGUGUUUGGAUUUGCAGGAAAUAAUAAUAAUAAUGCAACUGUUUCUGAAUUUAUUUAUAAACAGCAGCAUGUUUGGGUUGUUUUCUCCAGGUUGAUUUUUUGUACCUUUUUGUUUUUGAAAAUUCAAUAAAUUUCUAAAUUGUUUAAAUCUAAGAUUGCACAGGAGUUACUGGAAGGGAUACAUAGUGUUCUUUUUCUAGGAAGAAAUAAAUGUUUACAGUGUUGUUAAAUUGAAGGGGGGGAAACCUCAAGAAUUAUUUAUACAAAAUCUAAUACAGUUAACAGUUUUUUUUCUUUUAAGAUGGUAUUUAAUAGCAUGAGACAGGUGAAAUAUAAUGAAGUAGUCUGCUCAUUUCAAAUUUAUGUCUUUUGUGUGCCAUAUAGAUCUAUAUUUGGAUUCCUUAGAGUGUAUUAGGUAGCACACUUCCCUUAUCAAAGGACACUUUUAAAGGAUUGGUAUUCAUCGUUUUUGAUCCAGAGCCUCUUUCCCAGUUACAGCUUAUCUCGGGGGGUGGGGGUGGGUCUGGUUAAUAGCGCAGGAACAGUGAAACACAAUAUCAUCUAUAUGUGUUUUUUUAUUUCCUUUUCAAUAUGCAUCCUAUUUACUCUGUGACAAGAGAAAAUUGGAAUCCACUUCAUAGGGAGUUCUUACCAUCCAAGUUCCAAUGUAGACGGAACACUCAGAUACUGAUUUUUGUGUUCUAUGAUGCUCACUUAAAUAAACUUAAGAUGGAUGGAC